This is a messenger RNA of Bacidia gigantensis, 1740 nucleotides long. RefSeq lists its product as uncharacterized. Gene Ontology annotation, cellular component: precatalytic spliceosome; catalytic step 2 spliceosome; nucleus. The record is from RefSeq and is a predicted model, not a curated record. The transcript has a single exon. NCBI's taxonomy places the organism in Eukaryota, Fungi, Ascomycota, Lecanoromycetes, Lecanorales, Ramalinaceae. Gene Ontology annotation, biological process: mRNA splicing, via spliceosome. The coding region runs from base 1 to 1740 and encodes 579 amino acids.
AUGGCUUCGGCGAAAAUUAGUAAAAAUCAUCUGAGAAGAGCUAAGAAGAAAGCUGCGAAGCAAGAUGUGAGCAGAAUGAAUCACUUCUUGAUAAAAUUCAUUAAUCAUUUGCAGAACGCCACGACUCCCACUAGGCAACAAACUCCUCCAACAGAACCCAAGCCAAGACCAGCAGACGGCUACGAUGACACUACAAAGGCAAGACUGAAAGCCGAGGAUGGCGACCCGGACAUCGAUGAGAAUGAUCCUCUGUAUGAGAUGUACAAGAACAUCAUGGACAGAUUUCAAGAGGUGGACAAGGACGACCCAGCGGCUAAAGAGCCAGAAAAACCAGAGAUUUACUACGAGGAGGACGACGUGAUACCUGACGAAGAAGAAGAAGAAGCGGCGCAGCUCAAGCUGUCAAAAAAGAAGCGGAAAGAACAGAACAAGCUUUCUGUUGCAGAGUUGAAGGCUCUGGUGCAGAAACCAGAAACGGUAGAGUGGACUGACACCUCGGCAACAGACCCGCGGUUAUUAGUACACAUCAAGUCGUAUCGCAACGUGGUACCUGUUCCUACACACUGGUCACUAAAACGCGAGUACCUGUCAUCCAAGCGCGGGGUGGAGAAGGCUGCAUUUUCCCUGCCUAAAUUCAUACAGGAGACUGGUAUAGCAGAAAUGCGGGAUGCGGUUCUUGAGAAACAAGAUCAGGCUUCAUUGAAGCAGAAACAGCGCGAGCGAGUGCAACCAAAGAUGGGGAAGCUUGACAUUGACUAUCAAAAGCUUUACGAAGCCUUUUUCAGGUUCCAGACCAAACCAGAACUCACCCGCUAUGGUGAGGUGUACUAUGAGGGCAAGGAGUACGAAACGAAUCUCAAACAUCUGCGUCCUGGUGAGCUGAGUGAAGAGUUGAAAGAAGCUCUCAAUAUCCCACCCGGCGCUCCGCCGCCAUGGCUGAUCAAUCAACAGCGCUUUGGCCCUCCGCCGUCAUAUCCAGCGCUUAAGGUACCUGGCCUUAACGCUCCUCCUCCACCAGGCGGAUCCUGGGGCUUCCACCCUGGGGGGUACGGUAAGCCUCCUGUUGAUGAGUACAAUCGACCUUUGUACGGCGGUGACAUUUUUGGGGUACUACAGCCUCAACAGAACACGCAGCUAGGAGAGCCUGUAGAAAAGACGCCAUGGGGAGAGCUGCAAGAGCCCGAAGAAGAGUCAGAGGAAGAAGAGAGCGACGAAGAGGAAGAAGACGGUGACGUAGAGGAGGUAGGAGCUGGCCUGCAGACACCAAGCGGUCUCGAAACUCCUGGUGGUAUGACAUCCGCCGUUCCUACAGAAUAUGGGGGAGCGGAAAGCGUUGGCGGAGACUUCGAUUUGCGGAAGAAAAAGCGAGGUACGGAAACUGAAGAAUCAACUCAACCGAAACAUGCCUAUCAAAUUCUACCGGAGCAAAAAUCAAGGGUGUCCGGCUUCUUUGGUGGAGAUCGAACAUACGAUCUCAAAGGCGCUCAGAACAAUUUGCCGGUAUUAGAUCAAGAGGAACAAUCAAGGAAAAGAAAGAAGCCUGGUGACGUUGACAUUGCUGUGAAUCCAGAUUCCUUGCAAGCGAAGGAUGGGAUGGACAAAGAAGAAAUGAGGCAACUUUACGAGGCAGAAAAACGUCAGGAACAAAGUCGUUGGAGUUUUGAGGAGGAUCUGAGUGAUAUGGUAGCGAGUGAACAAAAGAAGAGGCAAAAACGGGAUGAGGAGAGACGUAGGCGAUGA